Paraphaeosphaeria sporulosa is the source of this 996-nucleotide messenger RNA. RefSeq lists its product as uncharacterized. The transcript has 3 exons. The record is from RefSeq and is a predicted model, not a curated record. NCBI's taxonomy places the organism in Eukaryota, Fungi, Ascomycota, Dothideomycetes, Pleosporales, Didymosphaeriaceae. Bases 1 to 876 code for a protein of 291 amino acids.
AUGGUCUCACUAAGCACAACCGCCGGUGACCCUCUCUCCGCACGUGACGGCAAAUCCACCUGCGACACACUCUGCUCACCCGCUACAGCUGCAAACCCCUCGCCGGCCAACGCGGCCUACUACACCCAUUACGUCAACCACGUCGCCAACCCAAGCGCACCCCACCCAAAAUCUCACUCCCAACUUACACAUCCCAGCCUUGCGCCACGCUCAUCCCUGACCGCCACGGCACCCCCUUAUCCCAAUCGCAGCCCUAACCGACCCAACGUUGCAAGCCACCCGCUGGUCAGCCCCAGCUCGGCCCCCACACCGCCGCGCAUACGCCAAUCACGCGCCGCCCUCGUUCCCAGCCCAAGGCCAGCUCCCACCGGCACUCGUAUCCGGCUCCUCCCGACAGACGGCCUGCUCGAGACGCAGCAACAGAAACCCUCCGCCGCAGCCCUCCGCAAAGGCGCGCACGCUUUCUGCGCCGCGCUGCUGUCCCCACCUGCCCCGUCGGAACUCUUGCAAACGUACUUUACCUCCACGCCUAGGAUCACCGAGCACGGGCCGCGCUGGGCGGCGUCCCGGCUGCCAUUUCUAGGGAAAACAUUCCAAGGGCGGGACGGCUGUGAGGAGUACUUCGGUCUGCUCGGCGAUGUGCUCGAGAUGCAGUUGCCCAAGGACGCGCUGCCGGGACCCGAGGGGUUUAUUGUGGAUGCGGAGGCGGGCAUGGUGAGUGUGGUGGGGAAAGGACGUUUCAAGAGCAAGAAAACGGGGAAGGGUUGGGAUGAGCAGUUCAUCUAUCGGUUGAGUGAGUUCGAUGCUGAGGGAAGAUUUGGGCAUUGGGAGAUUUGGGCGGAUCCGCUUAGUGCUUGGGAUGCGGUCGGUGAGUGAGUGCGACGUACAACCUGAAGCCAAACCAGUAGAACUCGUAUAUGGAGUGUGAUAUAGUUUGGUAUGCCAUUGUUCAUCCAGCGAAGCUCUCUAUAGAAGUAGAAGUAGGCUCGCAUCAAU